Molecule: messenger RNA, 930 nt
Organism: Aureobasidium vineae
Lineage: Eukaryota; Fungi; Ascomycota; Dothideomycetes; Dothideales; Saccotheciaceae
Source: the annotation of a GenBank genome assembly
AUGCCGACCUCGGGCAAGCUCGCCGCGAUCAGACUCUCGACACGGUGUGGUCCCCGCACCUGCGGCAACCAGUUCCGCAGCCUCCCCGCUUUUCUCGGAGGAGCUCCGAACUAUGUAAAGAGUGUCCGCGAACUUUGUCUUGAGAUGGAUGUCACGUAUUGCUGUUUCGCGUCAUUCAACACCAUAUUCUACCAGAACAUGGCAGCUAUAUACGAAUUCACCCUAAACACUGGAGCCAAGAUUCCUGCAGUAGGAUUUGGUACUUGGAAAGCAGCUCCUGGCGAAGCAGGCAAAGCAGUCGAAGCAGCAUUCGCCGCAGGAUACCGACACUUCGACUGUGCUCCAUUAUAUUUCAACGAGCUGGAGAUUGGGGAAGUCUUCAAGAAGGCAACCAUAUCGCGGUCAGAAUACUUUGUCACGACAAAGUUGUGGUCUUCGGAUCACCAAAGAGUUGAGGCUGCUCUAGACAAGUCGUUGCAUGAUCUUGGACUAGAUUAUGUCGACAUGUUCUUGAUGCACUGGCCGGUGACAUUGCCUUCAGACACCGGUGCAGACUACGGAAAGGAAGACCGCGAAGUUCAUGUCGAAGGCUGGGACUUCACUGAUACGUGGGNNGAAAUGGAGAAACUAUUGUCGACAAGCAAGGUUCGCGCCAUUGGAGUUGCAAACUUUUCGACUGUCGACCUCGAGAGACUCUUGAAGACAGCAACCGUUACACCAGCCAUGAACCAGACAGAGCUACAGCCCCUGCUGCCACAGAAGAAACUCAAUGAAUACUGUCGAUCCAAAGGUAUUCACCAGACGGCCUUUGGUCCGCUAGGCGGUACAGGUAGUACACUCCACGAAGAACCCGCCAUUACCGAGAUCGCCAAAGCAAAAGGUGUGGCGACUGGCAAUGUGAUGCUCAGUUGGGGUCUUCAGAAAGGAUGA